AUGACUUAUUUUACAAAUUGGGAAGAAUUUUCUAAGGCAGCUGAACGUCUCCAAGCUGCGAAUCCUGAAAAGUGCAGGUAUUUCUUACAAUCGAAACUGAUUUCACAACAGUAUAAUAUAUUUUUUUGUUCUCAAGGUUUUUUCUCCCCAAAAAAUUUCUUUCAUAUUCUCAAAUGCUACAAAACGCUUUUCACGAUGAAAACAAAAUAAAAGAGGUGGAGUCAUUUGAAAGUUGUUCUCUUUAUCAUGACAUAUUCACAUUUUUUUCUUCAAAAAAAAACUUGGUAAAAUGAAACUUAACGAACUGCUUGAUUAGAUUAUGUUCAUUUCAUCGUUAUUCAACUUCAACCUCCGCAAUUUAAAGAAAAAGCGUUAUUUUUUGAAUUUUUUUGGAUUUACUCUCAUUUAAAAUCAUUUGCAUAGUUUUGAGUACAUAGAGCCAAAGUUUUUGAAUUUUUUAUUUUGCAAAUUCUCUAUGAAUUGAAAAAUGUUUAACUAUUCUCUAAAUUUUACUUCAAUGAUUUCAACUGUUUCAUUGCAAAUUAUAAUCGCGGUAAAUGAAAAAAACGUUGAAGACAAGUUUCAUAAUUCAUGAAUGUGAAACCUUGACUAGUUAUUUUUUUGCUUUAAGCUUUAUUUUGAAAAACCCAUAAACAAAAAGUCUGAAAAAAAUGAAUAAAUUUUUUUAUUAUUCCUAAUAUGUUGUAGCGCACAGAUCAGCCUGGAACUUGAAGAAUUAUUUUUCAUUUUCAAAAAGAUUCAUUGACAAGGAUUUUUUUCAUCCCAGGUUUGUCACAAAGUACACUCAUCGCGAAGGUCGGCUCGUUCUGAAGUUCACCGACGACGUUGUCUGCCUACAGUACAGCACCAAUCAACUGCAAGACGUCAAACGGCUCGAGAAGCUUUCAUCAUCCCUCCUACGCAACAUCGUUUCACAAUAG
Messenger RNA from Caenorhabditis auriculariae, 941 nucleotides. The record is from the annotation of a GenBank genome assembly. Lineage: Eukaryota; Metazoa; Nematoda; Chromadorea; Rhabditida; Rhabditidae.